AUGCAGUCCUCCUACUCGUCUUCCUACUCAUCAUCCUACUCAUCCUCCCCCGGCGGUAUGGACUUCUUCUUUCGCGGCCCGUCAGUCUAUGACAGCACAUGCGACGUCGACGCCAGCAGCUCAUUUACGACCCCGGAGUUUGCGCCGGAGUUCGUCUCGGAGCCCUAUAGUUACUCCUUUACUAGUGCGCCGAAUGCGCCUGCACCAUACGUCUAUGGUUCCGUGAAUGAAAUGCCCAUCUAUGAUACACCACUCAUGGCGGCCGGACUACCCAGUAGUCCUGCCGCGAGUAGCUGUGGAAGCUCGUACGGUAGCAGCUUCCACAUGCCCGAGGAUGUCGUACCCAUGCCUAGUUUCCCUCUUGUUCCCAAUGCUCCCGAGGAUUCAGGGCCCGAGUCCCCACCCGCUCCAUCCAAGCCAGCUAAACCCUUCGGCUGCGACGACUGUGGCAAGGCUUUCACACGCUUUGCAGACCUCAAGCGCCACCAGUCCAGCGUUCACUACCCCGUGUUCCGCAACUGCCCUGUCGAGCACUGCUCCCGCAAAGGUGCCAACGGAUUCCCUCGCCAGGACCACCUGGUCGAACACCUGCGUUCUUACCACCAUCUCGAUGUGCCGAAACGGCGGGCCUUGAAACGCUCGGCCAAAGACAUGGCUUGA
Molecule: messenger RNA, 660 nt
Organism: Penicillium longicatenatum
Lineage: Eukaryota; Fungi; Ascomycota; Eurotiomycetes; Eurotiales; Aspergillaceae
Exons: 2
Coding region: 1-660 (219 amino acids)
Source: RefSeq, a predicted model, not a curated record